UCGAUCCAACUUUUGAUCAAUCCUACUUUUUCGUUGCAUUCUAGCUGUUACUUACGGGUCGUACAGAGCACUUUGUCAUGAAAGGUGUUGCUAUGGAAUCAAGGAGACGAACUUCUUUGGUAAUUUCGUCAGUUCCUUCUCUCCACCGUCGCCGUCGUUCAGGGGCUGCAUUCCCCGCACUGUUGCUGCUUCUUCUCGCGGCGGUGCUCCGAACCACCACGGCAAAAGUCCGGGGGUUCCCUACGGAUGUCCAGAUUCGUCACCGUCGCCUAGCCAGAGACAAGCUUCCCGAUGGUGCCACGGAGAUGCCAACGACCAAGCCGACCAUGGCUCCGUUGGUCGCUCCUACUGUUAGUCCUGAAGAUGCCUCCACCAUUGUCAUUACAUCCUUUCCGACUCGCGCUCCCACCGAGCAGCCCGGAACGCGGGACGAAUCAACCCUAGCACCCACGGACGUCAUUUUGUCGCAGAUACGGCCUUUGCAGCCCUUUGCCGUGAAGGUAGUUAACAACACCGCACUGGACGAGGCUGUUUUGACGAAAUCUUUGGAAGAUUAUUUGGAAGCGAAUAUACCCAACGCGCAGUCGGUGAACCUGGUCCUCACCAUUCCCUCUCGUCGCCGCACCCGGAAUCUCCAAACCGCUGACGCGAUUGAAUUACAGUACACCGGAUUGGUCGCGCUGGAAGCGGACAACAACGGAGCGGGCGCACUCUAUCCAACGUCGGCGGAAUUGGUGGCGACGCAAACGCGAGUUUUGCAAGAUAUCGACGCCGUCAACGAGGCCGUCAACGCCGAUCAGCCCCAAGACGUUGUAAUUGCCGACGUCGUCGUCGAGGAACAGGCUGCCGUGGAGCCACCCGUCACCGACGAGCCCGAGUCAUCCAACGCCGCUGGAAUCGUCGGCGGUAUACUAGGGGCUCUUUUUGUCGUGGUACUCAUCUUUACCUGUUGGGUAUAUGGACGAGCCCGUAAGGAACACCAAAACAAGCAGAAUAAGCGUUCCCCACCGCCACCGCCCUCGCCACCGCCGCGAUCGUCACCACCGCGAUCGUCACGGUCGUCACCCCAGCGGGCAGCCUCCAUACCGGUCGACCUCGACGAGGAAUACGACCAUUCCGAGUAUUCCAACCAGGCGCUUUGCGAACAAGACAUAGAAGUAGCGUCCAAUAGGGAGUCCUACUACGAGGAAGAGCAAUCCGGCAGGGAAUUCUACUACGAUGAUGACAAAGAGGAAGUGGAAUCCGCCCAAGUUUUAUACAAAGACGAAUCCGAAAACGGAAUUCAAGAUAAAACUGAACCCGUGUCGCAGGAUGUUGAAGUGCAAAAGUUAGGAACGGCCUGGCUCGUGACUACCAAGAAGACGCUCACCGAUGACGAUGAAGCCCGGUCCGACUCGGAUGCCAGCAUGGACGGCUACUCAAUCUACGAUGCCGAAAAUUACGCCUCGCAAUCAACCCAACGCCACGUAUCGGCGGCAGCGAUAACGGAACGCCCUGUCAAGGCGGCAUCAGCCAGACGCCCCGCUUCAGCAUCGAGAGCGGGACGCACGCUGGUGGCGAGCGCCAGACCAGCCAGGGCGACUCGCUCCGUUUCUAAGGGUGACCGCGCGUCCGACAACGAAUCUGUCUUUACUUACGCCGACGUGGGUACCGACGACUCUAUCUAUACCUACGGCCAAGGAUUGAUACGGGGCCAACCAAAUAGCGUGCUCUCCGGGCAAACACUUGACUCCUACAACGGAGCCACCGAAGCGGGCGAAUCUUCCCUCACUGCCGGUUCUCCUCCCUACCAGAGACAGCCAGUUGCACCGAGAGCCUCCUCUGUACGGCAAAGAGCCGCCAAUAAUUACGGCGUCAAUUCCCCAAAUGUCGCCUCCAACAUGUCCAGCCCCCGUCAAGUCUCGCGUAUGACGCCGGUUACAGUCCAGAGAAGCGAUGCCACCGACGACAUGAGUCAGCCAUCAGACGAAGCCCAGGACGAGUUGGACCGCGAUUUGAACGGCUUUGCGAACGAGUUGGAGCGUGCCAAGCUCCGGGCCAGGGUAUCCGCGUCGACACUUACAUCCCCGCGGUCUCGUCGACCUUCGCCCAAUUUCGCCGACAACGAUCAAGAGCAACCUUCGGCCAUGUCAAGACAUGCGCGUCCCACACGAAGCUCCGUGCAGGAAUCGCGCAACCAGGUGUUCCGGUGA
Molecule: messenger RNA, 2192 nt
Organism: Phaeodactylum tricornutum CCAP 1055/1
Lineage: Eukaryota; Bacillariophyta; Bacillariophyceae; Surirellales; Neidiaceae
Exons: 1
Coding region: 78-2192 (704 amino acids)
Source: RefSeq, a predicted model, not a curated record